AUGGGUGAACAAGUUAAGGAUUUUUCAAAAGCGACACCUCCGCUGCCGCCGACUCCCGGCCUCGGCCCAUCGAGCCCAGCGCCUUCCGCGGCCCGCGCUGCCCGGUCACCUGGCGCUCCCGCUUGGCCGACGGCUCCUCCUUCACCUCGGUCACGAACAAGCACGGCACCUUGCGCUGCACCGCGCCCCUGCGGCUCAUGGCCCCGCCAGUCCGAUCCCGCCGCCGGCUCCGCGCCCGGCCGGAAGCGCGCCCGCACCGCGCUGCGCCAUGGGAGACGUAGUCCGGCUGCGCCCGGCAGGAGCCCCAUGGCGGAGCGAGGCCACCUCUGGGGCGAGCGGGAGUGUCCCGCCGGGACGGGGCUCGCGCUGGGUCUGAGGCGAAAGCCGUUGGCUGUUACUUCAGCGGCUGAUCUCGCUCGGCGGCCUUCACUCCGCCUCCGCGCGGGCAUGGAAGCGGUGUCCCCAAGGAGCGGAGGCUUCUCGGUGUCAGCUGUGGCAGUGGACAUCAUGGGAGCAAGAGAAAGCAAUUAACAUAAA
Messenger RNA from Meleagris gallopavo (turkey), 537 nucleotides. The record is from RefSeq and is a predicted model, not a curated record. Lineage: Eukaryota; Metazoa; Chordata; Aves; Galliformes; Phasianidae.